ACCAUAUACACGCCUUGCUUCCACCGAAUCAAAAGCAGAGCAACCAUUUACUAGAAAAUAAAUGAGGGCCUUUGCCUGUCUUUUUGUAUACUCUUUAUUAUUCUCCCUCUUAGAAACCUCCAUUCCGCUGGGCACUCUCCCUCCAAGUCGAUCAAUCAGAGACGGCGGCGACACAGUAGUUUCAGCUGGUAGAAUAUUUGAAUUGGGAUUUUUCAGCCCUGGUAUUUCAAAGAGCCGAUACGUGGGAAUAUGGUACUUGAUAUCUUCUGAAACAGUUGUAUGGGUGGCUAACAGAGACAAUCCUCUUAACGAUCACUCCGGAGUUCUUACCGUCACCGAUGAAGGAGUUCUUGCCCUUCUCAAUGGAACAAAUAAUAUUAUUUGGUCAACUAAUACAUCAAAAACAGCAGAAAAUCCAGUUGCACAGCUCUUGAAUACCGGAAAUCUUGUUGUGAAAGAUGGAAAUAUCGAUGACCCAGAUAGAUUUUUGUGGCAGAGUUUUGAUUAUCCUUGUGACACAUUCCUACCGGAGAUGAAGCUUGGAAGGAACUUAGUAACUGGUCUAGAUAGGUUCAUAUCAUCUUGGAAGAGCGAGGAAGAUCCUGCUCGAGGUGAUUUUUCAGUACGGUUAGAUCUUCGUGGGCUUCCACAAAUGGUUAUUAUGAAGGGGAAUACCAUAAAGGCUAGAACGGGGUCAUGGAACGGUCUGAGUCUUACGGGACGUUCGGGGUUAAAUCCGAACUCACUCAUAUUAGAAUUAAAAUUUGUGAUGAAUCAGAACGACGUCUGCUACGAGUUCAUACUCGUAAACAGUUCUAUUUUCUCGAGAUAUGUAAUAACCCCAUCAGGCGUUGCGCAGCGGUUUACAUGGACGGAUCGAACACGCAGUUGGGAGCUUUUCUCUACAUACCUGUCAGCUCAGUGUCAAAAUUAUGCCUUCCGUGGCGCAUAUGGUACCUGCGAUGUUGAUAACUCUCCCGUAUGUGGAUGCUUGGAGGGAUUCUUACCCAAGUCUCCGAAAGAAUGGAAAUCACUAGACUGGUCUGAUGGAUGUGUUCGAAGGACUCCAUUAGAUGGAUUCCUCAAGUACACGGGGCUGAAAUUGCCUGACACAUCUUCUUCCUGGUUUAACGAGACCACGAGCCUCGAUGAAUGUAAGGUAUUAUGUUUGAAAAACUGCAGUUGCACAGCAUGUUCAAAUUUAGAUAUUAGGGGAAAAGGAAACGGCUGCUUGCUUUGGUUCGGCAACCUGAAUGAUAUCGAAGUAUUCUCCCAGCGUGGGCAAGAGCUGUACAUAAGGAUGGCGAGUUCAGAAGGGAAAUCCAGCAAGAUAAAACGAGCAGGAAUCAUAGCCGGCGCUGCAAUAUUAGUCAUUGGAAUUCUAACACUUGGGAGUGAUUUCAUACCUACGGAACAAGAAAUUUAUAUUGAUUUUCAGGGAACACUGGUAGAGGGGCCAAUGAUAGCAGUAAAAAGGCUUUCAAAGAAUUCUCGACAAGGACCUAACGAGUUCAUAAACGAAGUCAAAUUAAUUGCCAAACUUCAGCACCGCAAUCCUGUAAAGCUUCUAGGGUGUUGCAUGGAAGAAAAUGAGAAAAUGUUAAUCUACGAAUACAUGCCAAACAAAAGCUUGGAGUCCUUCAUUUUUGACCAGACAAGGAGUAAAUUGUUAGAUUGGCGCAAGCGCAUGAACAUUAUUGCCAAAGGGCUUCUCUAUCUUCAUGAAGACUCUAGACUGAGGAUCAUCCAUAGAGAUCUUAAAGCCAGCAAUGUCCUACAAGAUAUUAACAUGAAUCCGAAAAUUUCGGACUUUGGCCUGGCUAGAUCAUUUGGGGGAGAUCAAAUUGAGGCCAAUACCCAUAGGAUUGUUGGAACAUAUGGCUAUAUGUCUCCCGAGUAUGCGGUGCAUGGGAAGUAUUCUGUGAAAUCUGAGUAUGCGGUGCAUGGGAAGUAUUCUGUGAAAUCUGAUGUCUUUAGCUUUGGAGUUUUGGUAUUGGAGAUAGUGAGUGGGAAGAAGAACAGGAGAUUCUGCCAUCCAGACCACCACCUUAAUCUUCUUGGACAUGCAUGGAGACUAUGGACUGAAGAUAGGGUGAUGGAAUUAAUCGAUGAAAUAGUAGGUGAUGCAAACACACGAUCUGAAGUAUCAAGACUGAUUCAAGUGGGUCUGUUAUGUGUGCAACAAAGACCCCAAGAUAGACCAAGCAUGUCGUCCGUGGUUCUAAUGUUAAGCAGUGAAAGUUUAUUGCCUAUCCCAAGGCAACCGGGUUUCUAUACGGAUUCACCUGAAAGAGAUUGUUCGUCUGGAAAAAAUCCAACUUAUUCAGCAAAUGGAAUCAGCAUUUCAACGUUUGAAGCACGGUAGAUGGUAUCAUUUUGAGGAUGAGGCGAGAGGUUUCUUCUCAAGUUUGUGCUUUCUGAAAGUCAAUAUAUCAGCCUAGCUAGAAAAAAGAGUUUGCAAGCCGCUUUUGUUCGGGAAAGAACAAAAAGGGGAAAACUAGAUACAUUGAUCUAGUAGAUUUUUCUUCAGACAGAGAACUCUAUUACGUGUUUUGAACUGUAUGUUCUUAAAUAAUUUAUAGAAUCAUCUACUUCUUAA
This is a messenger RNA of Juglans microcarpa x Juglans regia, 2599 nucleotides long. RefSeq names its product G-type lectin S-receptor-like serine/threonine-protein kinase At4g27290. The record is from RefSeq and is a predicted model, not a curated record. NCBI's taxonomy places the organism in Eukaryota, Viridiplantae, Streptophyta, Magnoliopsida, Fagales, Juglandaceae. Gene Ontology annotation, biological process: protein phosphorylation; recognition of pollen. Gene Ontology annotation, molecular function: ATP binding; protein serine/threonine kinase activity.